Molecule: messenger RNA, 3758 nt
Organism: Mercenaria mercenaria
Lineage: Eukaryota; Metazoa; Mollusca; Bivalvia; Venerida; Veneridae
Exons: 4
Coding region: 136-588 (150 amino acids)
Source: RefSeq, a predicted model, not a curated record
AAAGAACAAUCUCCAUAUCCUUUUAAUAAUUUUCAAAAGAUAUUCGGCAGCUCAGUGCAUUAAAUCGAAAUGCAAAAUCUUUUUAAAGUUGUUAAAGGCAUACUAGUAUUUCAUUAGUGAAGUCAAAAUUGAAUAAUGGAUGCUACAGUACAAGUAAUAUUAUACUGCGUGAUUGUGAUAUCAAUCUUCAGUUCUGAUGUACAUGGAGUGGACUAUUGCUAUGGCUCUUACUACUGUGAAGACGGAUACCAUUGUUGUGACAAUAAUACCCAAUGUUGCUCUGACACAUUUACUGGUGCAAUCGUUGGUAUAGUGAUCGGAUGUAUCGCUUUGAUCAGCUGUUGUGUUUCUGUGAUAUGCUGUGUAAGGAAGCAUCGUCAGCAACCUGGCCAAACCGCCCAGCCAGCACAGCAACCUGGUGUUGCGAUGAUCGCAACUGGACAGCCACAAGAUCAACCGGGAUACGGUCAACCGAUGUAUGGGCAACCUAUGUAUGGACAUCAACCAUACGGUCAACAGCAAUAUGAUGGCAGUAACAAAGCAGAAACAAACAACCCAGCAUAUCCACCGCCGCUGCCAAAUUAUUAGUGCAAAAAAGAAGUGUUUGUGCGCAAAUUGUGAAACGUUUGUUUGUUUGUUUGUUUUGGGUUUAACGCCGUUUUUCAACAGUAUUUCAGUCAUAUAACGGCGGGCAGUUAACCUAACCAGUGUUCCUGGAUUCUGUACCAGUACAAACCUGUUCUCCGCAAGUAACUGCCAACUUAUACUAUGUACUUUUUACCAUUAUUUUUAAGCACUUCGCAUAUAAUCUAGCUUUUUAUUAUCAGAUAGAUACAGUUGAAUAUCAACGGCAUAUAAACUGUUACUGAAAUAAUAAGAAAAGUCUCAGUAUCGUGUUUUUACCCUUACUUUGCCAUACAGAAGUGGCUCUCUAGUUUGUGCUGCACCUGAAACACACCCUAGUUAAACUUUAGACAUAUAAAUCGUAUAAAAUUUGCUCUUCAUAAACAGUUUUGAAAGUAUAUAUAAACUGAUAUAUUUUUACUUUUUGAAAUCAUUAAAUACUUGUAUUUCCGUAAGUAAUGCACACAUGACUCUUAUUAUAUACACUUGUAGUUAAUAGGGUUUUUAAAAUUUCUUGAACUGAUCUGUAAAUCUUGUUUUAUCUAAUUCUAUUUUGUUUGAAAUAACCACAGUAAUAAUUUCAUCUACGCUAAAAAUAACGCAACUUUAUAAACAUAAUCAAAAACAACGCUAGAGAGUUUAAACCGGUUAACUAGUUAAUUAAGCGUAUCUCUCAUUCUAUAACUCCUUGAUAUCCCAAUGUCCCAGUGAACAUCACGUAGUCCUUCACCUGUCCCGUCAUUCACAAUCAAAUAGGACAGCAUAGCGUCCAACCGUAAAAAUACUGGACAACAAAUGUGCGGUGUGUCUAAAAACAGUAAGGCCAUAAUUUAUAAUAUUUUAUGACCAAGAAUCAACAACUAAAACUACACAAAGACUGCGAAUGACAAUGAUAUGUUUCACAUUGCACUAUACACUAUAUGUGGCUUUUGACAGCAGAAGUCUACGUUAUUUUAAUAGACCUCGUAUAUUGAUUACAUUCAUUGAAACCUUCAACAUGACUACACGCCCAACCAAAUAAUCCUUAAAUCUUUAUAAUGUAUGUUAAUAUGUAAAAAAUAUUAGCACCCACAGUUUUAUACGGAAUCAAUGUAGCUUUAUCUAUACUGCUGUUUCUGAGAAGCACUACUUUCAAAUUUUGUUUUUUUACGAAAAAGCUUCCUAUCUGAUAUACGGUAUUUCAAUUAUACCUACACUUAAACCAUUAUUGACACAAUAUGUUCAAUCACGUACGGCAACAAGCACUGUGAAUAAUUGAGACAACUUUUAUAAAGACCAUUAAGUGUAACACUAUCAAGUACAAAAAUGCAUACACAAAUACCAGUGACACGUUAGAGGUGUCGUAUGUCAACAGAAACAAGUUCUUUAAUGCAAUACGUUGUUUUUAUGAAAUAAAAAUCUAUUGAAAGGUUUCUUAAUUGGCCUUUAGUUAAUUUUGAAAACGUUUGCUGCUACCAUCGGAUCAAAGUGUUUAAAUUAUUAAAAUUAUUUUGGCAGAUGAAAAAAUCCGUAUUCAGCAAUAUCAAUGGCUUUUGUUAGUUAUUAUGUGUGCAAAAUAGAACAUUUAGAAUUUUUAUGAGGAUAUUGCAAUCUAUUAUAUCUUUUGUAAAUGUGUAGUAAUGUAAAUAUCCCGGACGACGAUGGGUAUUCUAUAAUAUGUUUGAUUAUUUUAAUAGGUAGAUGUUAAACGUACACAGUUUAUUAAAGACAUGUACCAAAUCUGCUACACUGACUUGAAUAUUAUAUUGAAAACCAAACAUACCUGAUUUAUAAUGACGAUUCAAAAUACGUUUUAUAGGUAGGUUGUGCUGCAGUCAGUCAUCGAACAAAAUUACGUUUGCUAAAUAACGCAACAUUUUCAGCCAAGGCAAAGGCUAAUGAGUUAGCACUACAUUUUAGAUCAAAAUAUAAUGAAGACAGUUUUAUUAUUAUAUCUAAAAACUACAAGCUUCACAAAACUGAAUAACUAGAUUGGUUUUAUACUUACCUACUAGAACCAGUAUUAAUUAUGAUUUUUUAGAAAAACUCAAUACUCAAUAAGUAUGUGAAAGACCGAUGCAACUCCGUCUGAAUCAUGCAUUCAGCAUUUUUCACGAUAAAUGUCCAAACUAUUUGAGACAAAACUUUACUAAAGUGUCUGAGAUACAUUCGAAAAUAAGAUUCAAUAAAAAAAAUUGUAGGUCCUAAAAUGUUUUCCUCUGAGUCAAAGACAUUCUUCUAUCAGCCAAUUUCAGGUUGGAAUGCUCUACAAAGCAGCCAAAAAAUUAUAAGAAGUAAAUCAAGGUUUACAUCUGCUUUAAAAGCACGUUCUUUUAAAGAAGGUACAUCACAGUAUUCACUAGAGGAAAGCGAAAACAUCCAGUUGUUAUUACUGAGGUACUUACUAUAAAUACACACUCUUUCGUACUUCUUUUUUGUUUAUUUUGUUUAUUCUUCAUUCGCGUGUUAGUUUUUCAUUGUUUGAUUUUCUUUGUUUUUCUUUUUAUUUUACAACAUAUAAUUUAAUCGGUACCGUAAUGAAUUUGAACGAGUCGAGAACCCCAUUGGAAAUAAGUGCUUUUCAAACUACUUGCAUGAAUUAUCUUUGCUAUAAGAUCAACAGAAUCAGAGAAUAUUUAAGAAGCAGGUCGAACCAAACUUGAAAUAACUAGCAAAUUGUCAAUUUUUAUCAUCACUUUUAUUAAAAAUAUUUAUUUAUGGUUUUUAUUUAUGUUAUGCAUUACUAUGAGAAUGUAAGCCACAUGUUAGUUUUAGGAAAUGUUUGCAUAAAUUUUAUAUAUAUUACAAACCGUAUCUUACUUAAUGUGAUACUUGUAUUUUUAAAUUGUGUUUAACUUGUUAUAUGAUCUUAUAUAGUAGUCGUAACUUGACCGCGAUGGUUGACCUUAGGCUGAUUAUUCGUAUCGUUUAUUUCAUUGUAGAAAUAAGGGAUGCUUAGGGUGGCCGUUAUAUUUAUAUGGAAUGAGUUUGUGUACAUCGUUUUACGUACGCACCUUUUCAAAAAUAGGUUGUGUCUCAUUAUUCAUAAUGUAUUAUAAUACAAAGGUCGGGGUCAAGUUGCGUCUGCUACAUGUAUACUUGAAUCUAUUUAUUAACGCAGCGUUUUGUUUGAAACAUUAAAUAUAAAAGCAUCA